UAUCGCUUAACAGCGCCUGUAGGCGGAGGGAGGAAGAGGCCCGUGUCCAGGCAAAGGAGGGGAGUGGGUGACGCGGAGGCGGUGGCUGCGGUGGCAACUGCGGUCCCCUGGGCUCUUCCUGUUGUCCUCUCCCGCAGGUGAAUGGCUGCGGGAUGGAGAACGAGGGGAGCGGCGGGAGCGGGGGCUCGGCCGGGCUCCUACAACAGAUCCUGAGCCUGAAGCUGGUGCCGCGGGUGGGCAACGGGACGCUGUGCCCCAACUCCACCUCCCUCUGUUCUUUUCCAGAAAUGUGGUAUGGCGUGUUCUUGUGGGCACUGGUAUCUUCUCUCUCCUUCCACGUCCCUGCUGGAUUAUUGGCACUAUUCACCCUCAGACAUCACAAAUAUGGUAGGUUCAUGUCUGUAAGCAUCCUGUUGAUGGGCAUCGUGGGACCAAUUACUGCUGGAAUCUUGACAAGUGCAGCCAUUGCUGGAGUCUACCGAGCUGCUGGCAAAGAAAUGAUACCUUUUGAAGCCCUCACCCUAGGUGUUGGCCAGACGUUUUGUGUAGUGGUGGUUUCCUUUUUACGGAUUUUAGCAACUCUAUAG
This is a messenger RNA of Gracilinanus agilis (Agile Gracile Mouse Opossum), 587 nucleotides long. It is a transcript of the gene TMEM170A, whose product is annotated as transmembrane protein 170A. The coding region runs from base 153 to 587 and encodes 144 amino acids. The transcript has 3 exons. Gene Ontology annotation, cellular component: endoplasmic reticulum membrane. The record is from RefSeq and is a predicted model, not a curated record. Gene Ontology annotation, biological process: endoplasmic reticulum tubular network organization. NCBI's taxonomy places the organism in Eukaryota, Metazoa, Chordata, Mammalia, Didelphimorphia, Didelphidae.